This is a messenger RNA of Oncorhynchus keta (chum salmon), 3164 nucleotides long. It is a transcript of the gene cep72, whose product is annotated as centrosomal protein 72. Bases 84 to 1667 code for a protein of 527 amino acids. The transcript has 12 exons. NCBI's taxonomy places the organism in Eukaryota, Metazoa, Chordata, Actinopteri, Salmoniformes, Salmonidae. The record is from RefSeq and is a predicted model, not a curated record. Gene Ontology annotation, molecular function: protein binding.
GACAAGCAGUACCAGGAUGUGGGCGUUCCCAGACCGUAAACAACUGCGCAUGCUCGGCUCGGAUUCCACCAAAUUGGAAAAAUAUGGCGGCGCUGUUGACAACAGUAACAGAGCAGUGGAUACGAGAGAAGCUACAUCUAAAUCACCAUUGCCUUGCAGAUGUGAGAUCACUGAGCCUCCCAGGAUCAUACAAGGAGAAAAUCAGACAUCUGGGAAUCUCACUAAAGAACUUUGUCCGUUUGAAAACCCUGAACCUCUCCUGUAAUGCACUAAUCUCUGUCGAGGGGGUCCAACACUUGAAGAGGCUGGAGAGGCUGAACUUGUACUACAACAGCAUUCCCUCCCUUCAGGAGGUCAAAGUGCUCUGGCAGCUGACUGCUCUGAGAGAGCUGGACCUGAGGCUCAACCCUCUGGCUAAAACAGAUCCACACUACCGCCUGUACUUUGUGCAUGCACUGUCCAACCUUCGCAGGCUUGAUGACUGUCCAGUCAGGGACAGUGAGAGAAGAGCUUCAAUCAUGCAUUUCUCCUCAGACUCUGUGCUCAGACCCCAACAGACGAGCUCCUCGGAGACAGACAUCACUGACCAGAGGAGCAGUAAGCUGAGGAUGGCCUCAGUAAAUCGCCUGGCCAAGAAGCUCUCUGUCCUGGAUGACAACGAUGACAUAGUGUUGAACCUUGUCGCUAAGAGCAACUGGGACCAAAGUGAACCUCUGUUCCUGACUGGCUCUUCCCACAAGGAGCCAGAGUCCCAGCUCUAUCAUCAGAUCAAAGAGGAGUCUUGUCAUUCCCAGUCCAAUGGUCAACGUUUAAGAGAAGGAUCUCGAAGGAAAGGUUCUUCCUCCUCGUUGAAAACGUCAGAGGGGCCGAGGGUAACCUUUAACCCCCGCGUAGAGAAGCACAGCGGGAGGAGCGAGAGAAACUCCCCAAAUAAAGUUGACCAGCAGAAGUCUUCCUUAGUGAAGAUCCGCCCCCCCAGUCCAAGAAGUCCCUGUCCCAGUAGGUCUGAUGCCACCAACCCCAUCCUGCACCCUCCCAGACUGUCCUACCAUAACACCCAGCAGACAGCAGGGGGCUCCACCUCACCACAGAAACAUGCCAAGCAACAGAAGGGAAGCUAUAGGAAACCAAUGGAUUUGCUGCUGAGCCUAGUGAACAAGCACUGGACAGGGGAGAGGCCUCUGCACCAUGACAACAACUUCCUCUCUCAGGCAGUCCAGAUCCUGUCCAUGAUGGAACGAGACAUCUCCGGUGGAGAAGCUGAGGUCAGGACGUUGAGAGGGAACGUUGAAGAGCUGAAGGAGCAGGCAGAGAUACGAGACCAAGACCACAGGACAGAGACCCAGAGACUAACUACACAGCUGGAGGAAGCACACAUGUCUGUUGACAGUUUGAAUGAGCAGCUGAGGAUACUAUUGGAGGAUAACGUCUCUCUACAGAAGCAGAUGAUCAGAUUAGAAAAACAAUAUCUCAACUCUAUGAUGAAAAGUUCACCCAACACUGAGAUAUGUGAGAAACAGGCAGAGGUGGAUGAGCUGAGGAAGAAGGUUGAGGAGGGGGAGAGAGUCAAGGAGCUGGCAGGUAUGCUGCAGGAGAACCAUAGGUCACUGGUUGCGACUAAUGAGCAUUUGCUGAGUGAAUUGGAGAGGACUGUGAGACGGCUCUGAGUAGGAGAGGGAGGGGCAGCUACACGUCACAACUACAACAACUAGAGAGAACUGGAGGAGACUAGGAGACGACUCUGAGGAGCUACACGUCACAACUACAACAACUAGAGAACUGGAGGAGACUAGGAGACGGCUCUGAGGAGCUACACGUCACAACUACAACAACUAGAGAGAACUGGAGGAGACUAGGAGACGACUCUGAGGAGCUACACGUCACAACUACAACAACUAGAGAACUGGAGGAGACUAGGAGACGGCUCUGAGGAGCUACACGUCACAACUACAACAACUAGAGAGAACUGGAGGAGACUAGGAGACGGCUCUGAGGAGCUACACAUCACAACUACAACAACUAGAGAACUGGAGGAGACUAGGAGACGGCUCUGAGGAGCUACACAUCACAACUACAACAACUAGAGAACUGGAGGAGACUAGGAGACGGCUCUGAGGAGCUACACAUCACAACUACAACAACAAGCAGACCCACAACUACAACACCAGGGCCACAUUCCGUAGGUAAACGUUAUGGAACAUUGCAAAUAGAAAUGUCAUGAAUAGAGCCAAUUCCUUACUCUACAUGAUGUCAGAGAGGAAUGUUUGUUCUACAUUUCUAUCUAAACGUUCCAGAACGUUGUCCUGCUGAACGAGCACCAGCACCAGAUUCUCUUAUUUUAGCUCUAUAUACACUGCUGCCAACAUUUACACUGUUCCUUACUGACUGUAUCCACACCUUUACACUGUUCCUGACUGACUGUAUCCACACCUUUACACUGGUCCUUACUGACUGUAUCCACGCCUUUACACUGUUCCUUACUGACUGUAUCCACGCCUUUACACUGUUCCUUACUGACUGUAUCCACACCUUUACACUGUUCCUUACUGACUGUAUCCACGCCUUACACUGUUCCUUACUGACUGUAUCCACACCUUUACACUGUUCCUUACUGACUGUAUCCACGCCUUACACUGUUCCUACUGACUGUAUCCACGCCUUACACUGUUCCUGACUGACUGUAUCCACACCUUUACACUGUUCCUUACUGACUGUAUCCACACCUUUACACUGUUCCUUACUGACUGUAUCCACACCUUUACACUGUUCCUUACUGACUGUAUCCACACCUUUACACUGUUCCUUACUGACUGUAUCCACACCUUUACACUGUUCCUUACUGACUGUAUCCACACCUUUACACUGUUCCUUACUGACUGUAUCCACACCUUUACACUGUUCCUUACUGACUGUAUCCACACCUUUACACUGUUCCUUACUGACUGUAUCCACACCUUUACACUGUUCCUUACUGACUGUAUCCACACCUUUACACUGUUCCUUACUGACUGUAUCCACACCUUUACACUGUUCCUUACUGACUGUAUCCACACCUUUACACUGUUCCUUACUGACUGUAUCCACACCUUUACACUGUUCCUUACUGACUGUAUCCACACCUUUACACUGUUCCUUACUGACUGUAUCCACACCUUUACACUGUU